UUAGGCUUGGAUGUUAUGUGAAUUAAGUAUGUGACAAGUUUUUUUUUUUUGUUAAUAUUUGAAUAAACUUAUUGUAUUGUCGUAUUUUUAUAAAAUUUACUAGUCAUAAAAUCAAUAAUGUUGGGGCUAAUUGUUUCAGGACGAUUGGUUCAAACUGAUUUUCAACAAGUUGGAGAAAAUCAAUUUUUAACUACAAUAACUGAUGCUGAUAAUGUUAAUCAUAUAGUUGUAUUUUUAACCGGUCAAAUGCCUUUACCCGAUGGAUAUGCAGGAUUAGUGUAUUUUAGCUGGCCAGAUCCCAAUGCUCCACCAAAUUGGCAAUAUUUGGGUCAUAUAUCAAAUGCAAAACCAUCUGCAAUAUUUAAACUAUCAACAUUAAAAAAAUUACAUGAAAUGGGUGACACAACAAAUUAUGCAUUUGGUACUCAACAAAUAUGCCACAACGCUCAAAUCGGUGUAUCAAUUGAAUUAAUUUCAAAUGUACCGCCAGAACAACCACAAACGAAUAAUUAUGUGACAUUUGGACAGAAAAUGUUAGAGAAUUUAUUUAAUUAUGUUGCUAGUUUUGCACAAUCUCAAUCCCAGAUGUUACCGAAUCCUAGUGAAACAUAUGUACCAAUAUCAACAUUACAAACGUGGUAUACAAACUUUGAGCGACGUUUAAUAUCGAAUCCAAACUUUUGGAAAACUUAAUAUAUAUAAUAUUUAUAUAUAUUUUUGUGAUAAUUAACUAUAAAUAUGUACGAAUAUGUGUUUUUUUAUUUAUAUAACAAAUGUUUCAUUUAAUAGUAUGCGUGGCUUGCAAGAAAACAAGGUGAACGCAUGUACACAUGGAACAUGAAUAGUCAAAUAUGUGCUUUGGCAAAUUAGGCUAUUUUCCACAUGCAAGUGCUAUCAACAAAUUUUUUUUUGCGAAAAAUUAGGCUAUUUUUAAGCAUUUGUAAUAAGUUUCUAUUUAUGAGUAAUAAAUAUAAUAAUAAGUUUAGUAAUUUAA
This is a messenger RNA of Chrysoperla carnea, 994 nucleotides long. Its product is annotated as protein OPI10 homolog. The coding region runs from base 118 to 693 and encodes 191 amino acids. The record is from RefSeq and is a predicted model, not a curated record. Gene Ontology annotation, biological process: protein import into nucleus. Gene Ontology annotation, cellular component: nucleus; cytosol. Lineage: Eukaryota; Metazoa; Arthropoda; Insecta; Neuroptera; Chrysopidae. The transcript has 3 exons. Gene Ontology annotation, molecular function: Hsp70 protein binding; nuclear import signal receptor activity.